AGUGUAUUUUUCCCAUUUGAAGUUUGCGAGUUUCCAUUUAGGACAUUAGGCCAUCUUCGUUGCUAAGAAAAUCAUAUUUGAUCGUAUCAGAUUCGGACUCUCUGCAACAGAUUUUUCCUCUAAGCUGUUGGAGAUGGCGAGUGAGACCGAGCCGGCGAAGCUUCUUCUGCCCUACCUUCAGCGAGCGGACGAAUUGCAGAAGCACGAGCCUCUUGUCGCAUAUUACUGUCGGUUAUAUGCUAUGGAACGCGGGCUUAAGAUUCCACAGGGCGAACGUACAAAGACCACAAAUGCCCUUCUUGUUUCCCUCAUGAAUCAGCUUGAAAAGGAUAAGAAGUCACUCAACCUGGGGCCUGAUGAUAGUCUGCAUCUAGAGGGAUUUGCACUAAAUGUCUUUGCAAAGGCAGACAAGCAAGAUCAUGCUGGACGAGCUGAUUUGAAUACUGCAAAAACAUUUUAUGCUGCAAGCAUUUUCUUUGAGAUUAUUUCCCAGUUUGGUCCCCUUCAACCAGAUCUCGAGCAGAAACGGAAAUAUUCGGUCUGGAAAGCAGCCGACAUCAGGAAGGCUUUGAAAGAGGGAAGGAAGCCACAGCCUGGUCCACCUUCUGGUGAUGAAGAUCUGUCUGUUCCUUCAAGUACCCCAACCAGUGCAAAUGACCUGAGGGAGUCCGUAGUCUCGAGAACCCAAUCGGAAUCAGAUUCGUUACCUCAGGUUUACGAUAAGGUCAACGAUGAACAUGCAAAUAUCCCACAAACUCCUCAGUUCUAUGAUAAAAUGAACAACCACUCUUCUUUAAACUCGUCUCCGCCUGCCCGAUUCCAUAACGAAGUCGACAAUCAGUACCCUUCAAAUAUUCAAUCAUACCCCACAUCUGGUUAUCCAUCCCAUGAUUUUCAUCCACCUCCAAGGAAUGAACCAGACAAUUCCUCUUACUCUCAGCCAUACCACCACAUCCAAUCCUACCCACAAGAGCAUCAACAACAGCCUUUGGCUCAUAAUUUUCCUCCUAAUGAAACUUCCCCAACUUACAACUAUGCCCAUUUCCAAUCUUAUCCAAGCUUCUCAGAAAGCAGCCUCCCGGCCGCCCCUUCUCACUACCCGACGGCCUAUUACCAAGGAUCCGAUGCUUCCUACUCUCCUCAAGUGACUCCUCCUGCCAGCUACCCAUCACCUUCCCAGUAUCAUUCAAAUGGCCGAGAUGGAACGGCCUUGGAACCUCAACCUAACACCAUGCCUGCCAAGUCGUACCAUUACGACAGCAGCUACGAGCCACCUCCAGAGAAGAUCGCUGAGGCACACAAGGCUGCGAGGUUUGCAGUAGGGGCUCUGGCGUUUGAUGAUGUUUCAGUUGCAGUAGAUCACUUGAAGAAAUCGCUGGAGUUGUUGACUAACCCUUCGGCAAAUGUGUGAUAUUCUGCUUUUGUGCUGGACUGAAACUGAUGUGAAUUUGUUUCUGCAGGUUUGAAUGUGUAAAUUUCGUUAGAUUUGUGGCCCCAUAAAAAGAAAUCUCUUGGUUGAAAAUCUUAUUGAGAAAGUUUCUUGAUGUUUGUUCUUACUGUUCCUUCCACCAUAUCUUUCAUUUUUUUAGUUCUGAGAAAUAUUUGUUCUAGAAUAUUUGGCUCUUAGGUUAUUAAGUUAUAGAAAGUUGAAUUUACGGG
Molecule: messenger RNA, 1659 nt
Organism: Momordica charantia (bitter melon)
Lineage: Eukaryota; Viridiplantae; Streptophyta; Magnoliopsida; Cucurbitales; Cucurbitaceae
Gene: EXT-LIKE
Product: hydroxyproline-rich glycoprotein family protein
Biological process (GO): late endosome to vacuole transport via multivesicular body sorting pathway
Cellular component (GO): multivesicular body
Source: RefSeq, a predicted model, not a curated record